This is a messenger RNA of Balaenoptera acutorostrata (minke whale), 5054 nucleotides long. It is a transcript of the gene SNTB1, whose product is annotated as syntrophin beta 1. NCBI's taxonomy places the organism in Eukaryota, Metazoa, Chordata, Mammalia, Artiodactyla, Balaenopteridae. The record is from RefSeq and is a predicted model, not a curated record. Bases 252 to 1871 code for a protein of 539 amino acids. The transcript has 8 exons. Gene Ontology annotation, molecular function: structural molecule activity; protein binding. Gene Ontology annotation, cellular component: synapse; dystrophin-associated glycoprotein complex; intracellular anatomical structure.
CGGGCGCGUGGCGUGUGAACGUCGAGGUUGCGGCGGCUGGAACAGGUUGCUCCACCCGGCCCAGGAUCAGGCCAGGGGGAACCGGCCGGACCGCGGUUGCCAACUCGCGCAGGGCGCUUUGGGGAAGUCCCGGAGUGGAGUCCCGCGUCCCGCCUCCUCCCUGCGGGGCGCGCUCUCCUCGCUCCCCCCGCAACCCUUCCCCACUUUUCCCCCCUUUUGCAAUCACAUGGCAUUUUAAGAAUGCCGGAAAGAUGGCGGUAGCGGCGGCGGCGGCAGCGGCGGCCGGGCCGGCCGGCGGGGGAGGCGGCCGAGCGCAGCGGAGCGGGCUGCUGGAAGUUUUGGUGCGGGAUCGCUGGCACAAAGUUCUGGUGAACUUGAGCGAGGACGCCCUGGUUCUGAGCUGCGAGGAGGGCGCUGCGGCGUACAACGGCAUCGGGACCGCCACCAAUGGCUCGUUCUGCAGGGGCCCCGGCGCGGGGCACCCGGGCGCGGGCGGCGCGCAGCCCCCGGACUCGCCCGCCGGAGUCCGCACCGCCUUCACCGACCUGCCCGAGCAGGUGCCCGAGUCCAUCUCGAACCAGAAGCGCGGCGUGAAGGUGUUGAAGCAGGAGCUGGGCGGGCUGGGCAUCAGCAUCAAGGGGGGCAAGGAGAACAAGAUGCCCAUCCUCAUCAGCAAGAUCUUCAAGGGGUUGGCGGCGGACCAAACUCAAGCCCUGUACGUAGGGGACGCCAUCCUGUCCGUAAACGGGGCCGACCUGCGGGACGCCACCCACGACGAGGCGGUGCAGGCGCUGAAGCGCGCUGGCAAGGAAGUGCUGCUGGAAGUGAAGUAUAUGCGGGAAGCCACACCCUACGUGAAGAAAGGCUCCCCAGUGUCCGAGAUCGGGUGGGAAACGCCUCCGCCAGAAUCCCCUCGGUUAGGGGGCGGCUCCUCAGAUCCUCUGUCAUCGCAAUCCUUCUCCUUCCAUAGAGACCGGAAAAGCAUCCCUCUCAAGAUGUGCUUCGUCACUCGGAGCAUGGCCUUGGCUGACCCUGAGAACAGGCAACUUGAAAUCCACUCCCCAGAUGCUAAGCACACGGUGAUCUUGAGGAGCAAGGACUCAGCCACUGCCCAGGCCUGGUUCAGUGCCAUCCAUUCCAACGUCAGUGACCUGCUGACCCGGGUGAUCACCGAGGUCCGAGAGCAGCUGGGGAAGACGGGCAUUGCUGGCAGCCGGGAGAUCAGGCAUCUUGGCUGGCUUGCAGAAAAGGUGCCCGGGGACAGCGAGAAACAGUGGAAGCCAGCCCUGGUUGUGCUGACUGAGAAGGACCUUCUAAUUUAUGACAACAUGCCACGGAGGAAGGAAGCCUGGUUCAGCCCAGUUUACACGUACCCUCUUCUUGCCACCAGGCUGGUCCAUUCAGGUCCAGGGAAAGGAUCACCCCAGGCUGGUGUAGAUCUGUCCUUUGCAACACGAACUGGUACCAGGCAGGGUAUUGAAACGCAUCUCUUCAGGGCUGAGAUCAGCAGGGACCUCUCACAUUGGACAAGGAGCAUAGUACAGGGGUGCCAUAACUCAGCUGAACUCACGACUGAAGUCACCACAGCUUGCACCUAUAAAAACCAGGAGUGCCGGUUGACCAUACAUUAUGAGAAUGGAUUUUCUAUUACCACUGAACCACAGGAGGGUGUCUUUCCCAAGACAAUCAUACAGGCUCCUUAUGAAAAGCUGAAAAUGUCUUCAGAUGAUGGAAUCAGGAUGCUGUAUUUAGAUUUUGGAGGCAAAGAUGGAGAGCUUCAACUGGACCUUCAUUCCUGCCCCAAGCCGAUUGUUUUCAUCAUUCAUUCCUUCCUGUCAGCUAAGAUUACAAGGCUGGGGUUGGUGGCCUGAACAGAGGCGUGAAUUGCCUUUGAGAAAAGUGUCCUUUCAGACACCAUUUGCAGUGAUGCACCAGAUGUCGCAUGCCACUGUCAGCUUUAGAUCCCAAGAGUCCUGUGUAAUAGUCCCAGACUCUUGUCAAUUUCAGCAACUAUAAAGGGUACCUUCAGAAAAAUUCCACAAGGACUAUCAGAAUAAAACUGUCUUUUUAGAACAGUAAAAGGGUAAAGAGGUGAGGCUGAUUGGAAAUACACAGCAUAGAUUUUAAAUAAUGACAGUCAAGGACAUGAACAUUAGAACAGCAUGUGCAGAUCUUAAUCAUACCAGUUUCUAGGCAACUGGUUCACCCAGGUAAGCAAGGGCUGUAUAGAUGAGAAAUGGACAUUUUUCACCUCUCCCCUCCCCACCCCAGUAAUAAGGACCCCUUGUUUUAUUGUGCUUUAUUUCCUAUUUCUAAUUGAGUUGACUUUCGCUGGUAAGGAAAGAAAAGUACUUCAAAUGGAAACCCACCUUUUAUUUAAGUGUGAAACAGCUGUUACUUUUUCUUAAUGAAUUAUCUUUCAAUGAUGUAGAAUGAUUCUGAAGUGUUCUUAUUAGCUUAUGAUGAGUGGGAAUUAAAUAAAGCAUCAGAUACUGAUCUGAGCUGUAAGCUGGUGGAUUCUGAGCCAAAGUAGACUGCUUAAAUUGCAAAGCUUUGCUGAAGAGUGGUGUGCAUGAAAGAUGAUUAAUUCUGGGACUACACUCAUACCCAAGGUCUGCUAUCUUAGAGCCAUGACUUAUAGCUUUAUUUAUAAAAGCAAAUUAUGGAUUUUUUUUAAAAGAUUGCCAUAUAUAUAUAUAUAUAAAAUAAUUCAUGCGGGGUUAACUAAUUUUCCCCAUUUUGUGGUUUUCAGUGGAAGUACUGAGCAAUUUAUUGGCCCUUGUUUCUGCCUGUGCUUCUAUGCGUGCAUUUUCAAGCAAGUAAUAGAGCAGCCUUAUAUGAUUCUGGUUAAUGCUGGGUUUUACAUAGAGAGCCGAUGUUAUAAUCAAACCCAUCAAUAGCAUCCACAGCUCUUUUGGAAUUCCAGGGAAAUAAUAUAAUGACCUGAUAUUUUUCUACAAGAAUAUUUUCAGACAUCGUAUAGCAUAUUACUGAUUUAACACUUUUGCUUUUAUCUUUCAAAACAAAUUCACUGAAAACACACCUAUUAUUUGAUUUUAAAGUCACUUUCCUCAAAUCUUGAAAAUUAGCUCUAGAAUUUCUGUACUUGUAACCGUUCUCUCCCCUAUAGUUUUACAUAGACAAAUGUUCCAGGUAGGUUUGUGUGUUAUUUUUCAGAACCGUACUUUAGCAAAUACCUAUGCAAAGAGCUUUAAAAAGUAAAACUGUUUUAAAAGAAUGUGAUUUUGUUCACGCAGAUACAUGUGUUUCUUGAGUUUUACUUUAGAUCAGCAUUUUAUUUUAGAUCAGUGUUUCCCCAAAGUAAUACAAGUAACAUGUAAUACAAGUUCCAAGGGGCAUUGAUUGACUGGUGUUUUGUCGGGGGGGGGAAUUAAAGGGGUUGGUCAUCAAAAAUGUUUGUUCAAUACUGAGUUAAAAAAUGUUAAACAGAUUUCAUGAUUGCAGGCCUCCUCAAAGACUUUAUUGCACAUUGCGAUUCUGCAAGGGGGGGUAUCCUGUGUGCCAUUACUAACACUUACCUACAGAACUCCUCUCUAAAGGAGCAUCUUGUGAAGCUAGUGUUAAAACACACACACACACAAAACAAAACAAAACAAAAAAAAAACAUUUUGGAAAACACAGCUUUAGGACACUGAUUUUGUUUUGUUUUGUUUUGUUUCCUAUUUUAAAAUGCUAAAGAGUGAAGUCCCAGCCUGAAUAUUGUAGGAAAGCUUUGACGAAUCGUAAAUUGUAACGUACUCUUUCAUUAUAUAUUUUCAAAAUCACUGGAAUGUUGUUAUACGAGAGAAUUAUACUUGUGUAUUGUAAAUAACACAUUAAAAUACAUAUAUUAAUGCCAAUAGCUUAAUUCAACAAUGUGUAAUCUAAGGUGCUCAGUACUACAUGAAGUGUGAGUUAAUUACUCAUAAUUUAGUUGCAGAGAUCCUAUUAUAUAUUUAUAGACAAAAUGAUCAUAAUUACAAAUAUUAUUUCUUCAUCACUUGAGUUUUGGACUGAUUAAUAUCUGGAUGCGGGUCAACAGAAACUACAUUCUCUGUGUUUAUAAAAGUUUAAUUUAAAUAUUUAUAUUUUAGAAAAAUAUAUUUGAAUAAAAUUAAUGCAUUUUCUGAAUUAAAAUGUGUUAUUAGCAAGAAAUAGAAAAUUUUACUAAGAGAAUUGUGUAUAUAAAUCAUUUUUCUUCCUCAGAGUUAAACUGUAUCAUAUCAGAGUGGCUAUGAUGAAUCAAUUUAAAUACUCAUUUUUUUCUCAUUCUGAAUUCAACAGGUUAUAGCUUUACACUGCAGAUUUAAUCUUGUUGAUGUGUGUUAUGAAUGUUGUGAAUAACACAAACUCAUACAUCUGGAUCGUGCGUGGGUACGGUUAGCAAAUCAACUGAGUGAUUUUGGGGGGUUUGUUUUUGUCCAGUUCCCUCUGUGCUCAAUCUGUUUCUUAUUUGAAUUGAUGAAUUAUUAAACUCACGAUGUCUGUCCUUUUAGGGGCAAACCAACACCAGUGAAUGAUGUCUUAAUCUAUAUUUUGUGGGAAGCUGCCCAUUUGUUAGAUGUGAUUAGGUGAGCCCUUUGGUGUGGUGACAUAUCUUUAAACCAUCCCAUUGGAAUUUAAAGAAAGCCAACAGGAAGAUUGAUAUCAAUUUUUUUUUUCUGACUUGAAUUACGUAGGAGGAACAAAACUAUAAACCUAUUUAAAAAAACACUCGGGCAGAGACAUUUAAUUAAUUCUAUCAAUUGAUGCAUUAAAAUGCUGAAAAAUGCAUGUUUCUUUAUCCAAAUGCUUGUUGACCCUGCUUGGUUGAAGUCAGAAGGAGGUCUUAAUGGGCAGAAGGAUUCUUCUAAAAUUAAUGAGCAGGGCCUUUUUGGCCCCUGUUACAAAUACUGGAUACUCUGUCUUGAGGGGACUGGAGUAGACUGGGGUAAGGGAGUAAUUUUUGAAUGUACCAUUUUAAAAAAAAAGUUUUAAAAAAUGUGCCUAUGUUUAUAGCACUAUGGAUAUCAUGUAAAAUUGAUAUAUGAAUUAAAUAAAUAUUCAUCUCUGAA